AUGUCCGAACUAGAACAAUCUUUGGACGCAAUUAUCGCCUCUGACAGGGCAAAAAAAGCUUCUCAUACUGUUUCCAGAAAAAGAAGAGCACCUUCUGGUAGAGUGGGAAAGUCAAAUAGAACAAGAUCAAAUGCCGCCGCUAAGAAGGCCGCAGCAGCAGCAAUUGCAGCAGCAGCUCUAAAGAAGGCAAACAAAAGUAAAGGAAGAAACAGUGGAAGAGUUGUUAGUCCAACUGUUGACGCAAGCUCUCUGGAAAUGGCUACAAAAGUUGUUGUUUCGGGUUUGCCUACCGAUAUUAAACCUUUGAAUGUUAAGGAAUUCUUCCAAUCUCAAAUUGGUGGUGUUAGCCAUGUCUCGCUAUCUUAUAACGAACGAGGCCAGUCAACCGGUGUUGCAACUGUUAUUUUUAAGCAUGCUUCUACUGCAAGAAAGGCCGUUGCUAAGUAUAACAAUGCGCCAAUUGACGGCAAGAGAAAAACUUUGAAACUAGAGUUGGUUGUCGAUCCAGAGCAGAAAUCUUUGGCUGCAAGAAUCACACCUAAUGUUGUUGUUGAUUCUUCAGCUGUGAGGGCUAGAUUGCAAUUCAAGAGAAACAGACGUAACCAGCAAGUCGUCAGAAGUAACAACAGAGGUAGAAGAUCGAACAGUGGUAACAAUAAUGGUAACAAAAAUGGUAAUGGUAAUGGCAAUAACAACGGUAAUAACAAUAAAGGGCGCAAGGGUGGCAGAUCCAGAAGACAAAAGAAGACUGUUGCUGAAUUGGACCAGGAAAUGGCUGAUUACUUUGCUGAGGGUAAGCAGUUGGACCGGUUAUGA
This is a messenger RNA of Brettanomyces bruxellensis, 816 nucleotides long. RefSeq lists its product as uncharacterized. Gene Ontology annotation, biological process: mRNA export from nucleus. Gene Ontology annotation, molecular function: mRNA binding. NCBI's taxonomy places the organism in Eukaryota, Fungi, Ascomycota, Pichiomycetes, Pichiales, Pichiaceae. Gene Ontology annotation, cellular component: nucleus. The coding region runs from base 1 to 816 and encodes 271 amino acids. The record is from RefSeq and is a predicted model, not a curated record. The transcript is spliced from 2 exons.